This is a messenger RNA of Pelobates cultripes (western spadefoot toad), 566 nucleotides long. The record is from the annotation of a GenBank genome assembly. Lineage: Eukaryota; Metazoa; Chordata; Amphibia; Anura; Pelobatidae.
AUGGAGAACAAUUAUUUUCCACGUUCCUCAGUGGUAGACGUACUGUGGACACCCAAACACCUCAGGGAUAAAAGCACCUCACUGCUUCCUACGUCUAGAAUCACACUGCAAAUGUGGGACUACCUCCAUAAACGACAUGAGAACACUGCAAAAUUUUCUCCAUGGGCUCCGAUAACAACGUUACAUUCCAUCUCCCCAUGGUUAUCUUUACAUAAAUGGAAAGACAAGGGCAUUACACACAUCACUGAUAUAUAUCAACAUGGGACCAUUUUACCCUUCCCUGAUAUACAACUCAAGUAUGCCUUACCGUCCAACUACAUAUUCCCAUACCUCCAACUCAAAAGCAUAAUUAAAGAAAGGAUACAAACCCCGACCCAACAUGCUCCCGCCCUAAACCUUGAUCUUAUAGCUAUAUAUAAUAGGUGCCGAAAAGCGCCAAUCAAAGCCAAAGCUUUAUCCCUUGGAUAUGCCGCCUUAGGGCAACAUCCCCCUCUGACGAAUUUCGCUUUUGCGAUCCAAUGGCACAAAGAAGGGCACCCACAGUUCACUACUGUUCAGUGGCUAAG